GCGCCGGAAUGAACGUUCCCUACUUCGUCUUUACUGAGACGAAGAAGAAAAUAUGUUUCCUUUCUGGCAGUGGUUGCUGAUUCGGCGUUUUUAAUUGAUUUGCAGCAAAACUGGAUAUUUUUGUCUUGGCAACCUUUUUUCUUUGCAGAACUAUAAUAUCAUUUUCCAACAAUCUGGUCAAAUGUUUGGACUAUUAUCAGGGUUACCGUGUGUCCCCAACGCCAAUAUUAGCCAACUAGCUCUGAGCUAACCGGGAAGCUACUAGCCUUGUGCUAACAGAGAAAGGUCUGCCGAGGAGGUUUCUACUAACAUUUCCCUGGUUGUUUUCACCCGGCGGAGAAACCCAUCGUCUGCUCGGUAUCUUUACAGCUUCUAGGAACACGAGAAAAGAUGGAGGCGCCUCCUGUCACCGUGAUGCCCAUCACCAGUGGCACCAUCAACAUGAUGGAGUAUCUGCUGCAAGGCAGUGUGUUAGAGUCGGCCCUGGAAAGCCUGCUGCAUCGUCUGCGGGGCCUGUGCGACAACAUGGAGCCGGAGACGUUCACAGACCACGAACUGGUAUACCUUCUAAAAGGCCAGCAGGGAAACCCCUUCAUCCUGCGUGCGCGGCACUCCCUCUCCCACCCUACGGCUCCGUGGCACCUGCGCUACCUGGGCCAACCCGAAGUGGGAGACAAGAGCCGCCACGCCCUGGUGCGUAACUGCGUCGACGUGUCGGCCUCGCACAGCCUUCCGGACUUCCUUAACGAGAUGGGCUUCCGCAUGGACCACGAGUUUGUGACCAGCGGCCACAUCUUUCGCAAGGGAGCGAUGAAGGUCGUGGUGUGCAACGUGUCGCGCGUGCUGGUGCCCGGGAACACGGAGAACACGGAGCGCAUGUCGCUGUCCUAUUUGGUGGAACUGAGUGUUUUGGCGCCUGCCGGCCAGGACACCGUGUCGGAGGACAUGCGAAGCUUCGCCGAGCAGCUUAAACCCCUGAUUCAGCUGGAGAAGAUUGACCCGAGCAAGCAGAGGCAUUAAAGGGUUUUUUAAAGUGAGGUUCUGUUAAAUGGAAGCGGUGACCGUCUUUUUCUUGGUGUCAAUAACUUGACUGGUGGGCGUCUUCGUUUAGAAUAAAUCCAGAGCGGUCGAUCCCCAAAGACUGAAGCUAAUGGAGAGUCAGAGAAGCUAGUGUCAAAGCAGAUUACUACUGUCCUAAAGCUCUGAUUUGUAUUUUUUCACUUUUGCUUUUUGUUUGAAACAGUAUUUUAAUGACAAAUGAGUCUGCCUUGUAAAAAUCAAGAUUUUUGCAGAUGUCUGUCAAACGCAAAUGUGAUAAAGGCUCCUAAAAUAACGUUUUCACAAACUGCUUGGACUAUUUUUGAGAUUAGAGUUCUUUUAAAAUGGUAUAAAUCUCCUCAGACUAGUUAAUAACUCCCUGGGGUACCUAAUCUGGAUUUAUAGUAAGCCAAGACGCUAUCCACUCUUUGUAACUACCAACCUAGUUUAGGUAGACGCCCAUGCAGGUUUGCGUCUCUACGCAGACCUGCACAAUGUUCAGGUGGCUCUCCAAAGCUGGCCUGUGGUUUUCUAACAGCGUCCUGCUUUACCAAUAGCUGCUUAUAAGCUUUUAACAGAACCUUACUUUAAAAGGUUCUGAACUCUUUGUCUGUUCUAAAUGCAAAUUGUCUUGUUAAUUUUAUGUUUUAACUAUUUUUGUUACAGUAAAUAAAAUAGCACAACUUUUUUACAACAUUCCUAUAUUUCUGUUUAAUCUGUUUCACAAGUAUAAAAAAAGAAAAACAAGUCAAGGCAUACCAUGGUUAUACAAAUUUCCAGUUUUUAAAGACACUAACAUUUUCCAACAGUUUAAAUUCCUUUUAACGAGACGGCGGAGAAAUUGCCGGACCGGCAGUAGUUUUCUCUGGCUGUCUGCCUCUCAGAGUUUGGCCUCCUCUCUCUGCGCACUGCUGGUCAGCUGGUCCACAGAAGGCUGCUACGCUUUCCUCCCUGCUUAGAAGACACGAUUGGCUGUUUGGAAACACUUUGGAUAGAAAAUAUGUGGACAGUAAUUGUAUGGACACUAAAGUAGCGCCACCUGUAAGUCUCCUUAAGGUGGCGCUGUAUUAAAGGUACAGUAGAUCUCAAGCUAUGAACAACCUGUAAACUGCCCGUAUUUACCGGCUUGUUUUACUUGUGUUACUUUAUAAAGAGAAGGAUGGCAAAAAGGCUUAAUUUUCUAUGUAUUGACUAUGCAUGCUUAAGUAAUACUACUAAAGUUAUCAGUUAAUUCUGUAUGUUUAAAAUUAAAAUCAAAGUAAUAUAUAAUUACAACAUA
Messenger RNA from Fundulus heteroclitus (mummichog), 2317 nucleotides. It is a transcript of the gene med18, whose product is annotated as mediator of RNA polymerase II transcription, subunit 18 homolog (yeast). NCBI's taxonomy places the organism in Eukaryota, Metazoa, Chordata, Actinopteri, Cyprinodontiformes, Fundulidae. Bases 391 to 1020 code for a protein of 209 amino acids. Gene Ontology annotation, biological process: regulation of transcription by RNA polymerase II; termination of RNA polymerase II transcription. Gene Ontology annotation, cellular component: core mediator complex; mediator complex. The record is from RefSeq and is a predicted model, not a curated record. The transcript is spliced from 3 exons. Gene Ontology annotation, molecular function: transcription coregulator activity.